AUCAAAGGAUGAUUAUUGUCAAUUCGAGUCAGUAAUUCUAGAGGAUUUUCAAAUUUACUCGAUUGUAUUUUCUUAGCUACUUCGAUUCGGGGCGCAGUUUUUACCCGAUUAAUACGAUAGACUUUAUACUUUUAUAUUAACACUCGUGUCAAUUUUUUAACAAACGAAUUUAGAAUCUGUAGAAUAUUUUUUUACGAUUUAAAAAGGAACAAAAAACGAAUUCAAAUCGCUACAAACCAGCGUGAGAUAAUCCUGCCAAAAAAUGCACUUCUUUUUAUCUUACCAUUCGUAGGUACUGCUCAUUAAUUAAUUAAUCAAUUAACCCCCGAAAGAGAGAAAGGGUUGAAAUUUUGGUUGAUUUGAAAACUGAAAUUAUACAAAAACUCAAGAAUUUCAUUCACGAUUUUAACCAUAGUGAAAGUUUCACAAUCACCCCCACACCGUCACACGUUAUCAUUUACCUCGUUUAUAAGAUAAUUAAUUGAAUCAUGAUGAUGAAAUUGAAAAAUCGUUAUGUACUUAUAUUUAAACGCUAUUCAUAUAUAUACACCAUUAUAUACAUACAUAAUAUUAUAUAAAGUGAAAUAAAAAAAGAAUGAAAAAUAAAUAUUGCGAAAAUAAUUAACUCACGAAAUCAGCGCACGUUUUGGAUCUAAUUGAUGAUAGGAGGGGGUCGAAGAAGCAGAGGGUAUAAAAAUUUUUUUGCUUACACGGUGGCAUCUGCGGUGGGCUAUGAAACGCCAUAAUUUCCUGUAGUGCAUGUGUCGCGUGCCGAAAAUAGACAGACGACCCUCUCAGAUCUCGUGCCAUGCGGGGGGCGAAUUUUUCUCCACAUUGUACAGAGAGAUGUACGAACAGUUCAAAGCGAACGGUGCUGAGUGGAACAUUCUUCUGGAGAAAAAUUUCAUCCCGUAUUCCCGAAUUUCAGUACUCACCUUCCGAUAAGGUCGCGACGGUCUUUCAGGGCCGAGCUUCGAUUUUUGAUCAGACUAAUCGAAGUCAGUUGAUUAGCUCACGUACGAGUCCGGUGUCAUUGUGAAUUUUGUUCGACGCGCGAUGCGUUUCCGAUGAAAACCUCGAAUCACAAGUGCCGUAGGAAUUCUUGAACCGAAAUAAACUGCGGGGGUCAGCGGCCGUUCAAGUUCAGAUUUUCGUCGACGUUGCCGUGAAAUUUCCGGCGACUCGAACGAUCGAUUGCAUUGAGGAGUUUUUGGGAAAAAAGUCAGCGAAAAUUUCGAUCGACGAUACCCGCGUUUCGAUAUUUGAAUGAGGCGCAAAAUUACCGGACGGAGUGUUUGAGUUUAAUCGGAAGUUUAAUUGUAAUUACAAGCCAGACGUCGCGUCGCAGAAAAAUAAAAUGGGUGGGGGUGGCGCUGGACCGACGAUCAGGAUGGCGUCAUCCGGUGCACACGGUGCCGGGGGUGUCGCUUGUUGUUUCUGCCGUUGUUGCACCUGCAUCCACGUAGAAUUUUUGAAAACUUUACCAGGCAUGGUGAAAGUGGCGGAAGCGGUAAUCAGUAGCCUGAUCCAAUAUCUGCUGAUCAAUUACGGCCUGAGAUACAGCGCGACGAUCGGUUCCGCGUACGAAAGUGCUCUGACGACGUGUUCGGCCUGUUUCCUGAAUUCCGCAGUUCUGUUGGCCUGCUAUAUAGUUUCGGAAAAAUCUUACAGGCUUAUAAGAUCGUCGCUUUUCGAGCUCAUGUUCAACGCACUCGCAUCUUUUCUCUAUCUGAGUUCCGCCUCAUAUUUGGCUUUCGCCACGAAAAUGUUCUUGUGGGGACAAUAUCUGCUCACACCUGGAUUCGACGUUUAUCCGGCUAUGAGCGCGGCUUACAUGCUUUGCGGACUGGUCGGCGUUAUUCACGGUGCGGACGCUUACUAUUCUUACCAACAUUACAAGGGAGGUCGGUAGCGUGGGACAGCGAAAUCUUGUAAAUUAAUUAAAUCGUCGUUACAAUCGCGUUAAUUAUCGAAAAAUUUUUUUAUAACUUAUUUAUCCUCGAAUGAUGUUCGACAAUCGCUCAUUUCACGAAUUCGUCGUGAGAAGACCUAGUCAUCGACGGAGUAACGAAUCAAUUAAUUGAUUAAUCAACCGUCAAAUGUAUUUCGCAAAACUCGUCGCCGAUCAAAAAACUGUCUGCACUGCAGUUUGAUAUCAACACAUGUACUCGUAACGAGACACCUUGUAAAAACUCAUUUCUCUUUCGAAAAAAUAUUUUGUCGAACGUACACAUUUUCUUUGUUUAAAAAUGAAGAAGGAAAAAUAUAUCGCGCAGCCUUGUACUCGAAAAAUUUAUCGAAAUUGGAUUAAGAAAGAGAAAAAUUUACAGCGGUGUUUUUUUUUUCUGCAAAUUCGAUUAAAUUGUAUGUGUUUUUUUUUUCGUUCAUUAAAUGUAUUCGUAGUCUGAAUUCGUAUCACGUAUAACGCCAGCAAAUGAGCUACGACUCUACACGAGACCUACAAGGAAUUCACCUCGGUAUUAUAAAUAAAUAAAAACAAUCUACAAGGUAAA
Athalia rosae (coleseed sawfly) is the source of this 2513-nucleotide messenger RNA. RefSeq names its product protein singles bar (gene sing). Bases 1358 to 1912 code for a protein of 184 amino acids. Lineage: Eukaryota; Metazoa; Arthropoda; Insecta; Hymenoptera; Athaliidae. The transcript is spliced from 4 exons. The record is from RefSeq and is a predicted model, not a curated record. Gene Ontology annotation, cellular component: membrane.